UGAUUAUUUAGUUUCAUAAUCUAGGUACCUCGGUACCUGCAUUGAUAGUAAAAUUUAUAUAUAAAUCCUUUUUAAUAUUUUUUUCAACUAGUGUUUAAUAAUAACUGCUCCAGAACAAUGCGUUAUUUUGUUUUCCUCGCCUUAUUUGGGGCCGCUCUUGCGGUCCCCAAGCCUCACCAGCGCAUCGCCGGUGGAGAGACGGCUUCCAUCCAGGACUACAAGUUCUUUGCCGACAUGCAGUACUCCUGGGCUGGAGUCGUCUGGGGCAGCGGCUGUGGGGGCGCCCUGCUCACCACCCGCUCCGUCCUGUCGGCUGCUAAUUGCUUCCUCGGCGACAAGAAGGAGCAAUGGCAGGUCCGCGUCGGCAGCUCCUACACCGGCACCGGAGGCAGCAAGCACCCCGUCCGCAGGAUCAUCCUGCACCCCGACUAUGACAACUUCCACAACGACGUGGCCAUCGUCAAGCUAGAGGAGGUCGUGGUGUUGUCUUCCAGUGUUGGUCUCGCGCGCUUGGCCGGCGCGUCGUAUAUCCUGAGUGAAGGCGCUCGCGUCACCGCACUUGGUUUCGGCACUGUUGCGGCGGGUGGAGACUUGCCAGAGCAGCUUCAGCAGGUGGUGGUGACCAUCGCCAACCAGCAGACCUGCGCCACCCGCUACCAGGAGCUGAAGGAGGAAGGCAACAACUGGCCGACUGUACAGGAUGGCAUGGUCUGCACCUCAGUGAUCGAGGGUGACGUGUGCUACGGCGACAUCGGGGCUCCGCUGGUGUCAGAGAGAGACAUUAUCUACGGCAUCACGUCGUGGGGCAAGCUCUGUGGUGACAAGGACCUCAAUACUGUCAGCACCCUGGUGCCUAAGUACGUCAACUGGAUCGUCGAAGUCGCUGAGAAUCCUUAGGAGAGUUACUGGUUGACGGCGGAUUGUAAAUGAUGUUGUAAGUCAGAUGCAGUUGCAUUACAGUUACAAGUAAAAUAUAUUUGAAAUGAUA
Messenger RNA from Plutella xylostella (diamondback moth), 988 nucleotides. RefSeq names its product trypsin, alkaline C. The record is from RefSeq and is a predicted model, not a curated record. Gene Ontology annotation, molecular function: serine-type endopeptidase activity. Lineage: Eukaryota; Metazoa; Arthropoda; Insecta; Lepidoptera; Plutellidae. Gene Ontology annotation, biological process: proteolysis.